AUGUGCCUCUUCGUGCAGUCGCUGCUGGCCAAGAGCCUCUCCAACCUCUUCCCCCUCAGGCUGUUGGGCAGGCUGCACCUGGCCUUCCCCUACGCGCUCCUGUGCCAAGUGUGCUUGGAACACCCCAACAAAGCGAGAAUGUUCACCUUCCCUGAACGUACCGACGGCUACUACUGCUCCAUCUGCUCCAUCAUUUCCUGUCCGGAGUGCUUGAUCAGGUGUCACUUUUGCGAUGUUCUGCUCUGCGCGAAUUGUGGUGCCAAGAAGUGGGAGUGCGAAGUGCCAAGGACCACAGAAAAGGAGUGGGAGGCAUCGAGAAGGCCCUUGCCGCCAGAAUUCGAUGAGGUGGACCUGUGGACGUGCAUGGAUUGCGAUCCCGAGAUGGCCUUCGCCUGGGCGUACGACGCUCGGGAGGAGUAUGAGGACGAAUUGGCAGACGACUUCUGGGAAUGUGCUAGGUGUGGCCACACUCUCGAGGACGACUAUUACGAGGGCCAGGUCCUGAGGGAGGAACUCGAGAGGGACCAGGAGAAGGCGUUCUCCACCUGCGCGGGGUGUGGUGAUUUGGUGUGCGAACGAUGUGUCGUUGAGUGCGACGAGUGCGGCAGGACCUUGUGCCCAGCGGAGCCACAGGUCUCUUGCCUCCGCUGCCACAACCAAAACCUGUGCUCAGAUUGUCUGUGUGUGCUCAAUGGCAAAGAUGUCGAGGAGGUGUGCUGGAGCUGCUACAAGGACACGCAGGACUGCCAGAAACGACUGGCCGCCAUGGUGGCCUUCCUCGACGACAGCCUGCCGCUGGGACUGCGCAGGGAGGUCGCCGCCGCGAUCAUUCGGCACGGCGGCCGCGUUGUGUCCUGCCUCGGCCCUGGCGUGACCCACCUCGUCCGCUCUUCGGCACAGCAGCAAGACGCCACCGCAGCCGAGCAUCAGCCAAAGUCGCCUGCUGGAGGUGGCUGGGUGGUGGUGCCGCCGUCGGUGGUGCUCUCCUGGUGCGCCAACCUGCAGCGCUGA
This is a messenger RNA of Acanthamoeba castellanii str. Neff, 1011 nucleotides long. RefSeq lists its product as uncharacterized. Bases 1 to 1011 code for a protein of 336 amino acids. The record is from RefSeq and is a predicted model, not a curated record. The transcript is spliced from 9 exons. Lineage: Eukaryota; Discosea; Longamoebia; Acanthamoebidae.